This is a messenger RNA of Hippocampus comes (tiger tail seahorse), 2125 nucleotides long. RefSeq names its product G protein-coupled receptor 137 (gene gpr137). Gene Ontology annotation, cellular component: lysosomal membrane. The coding region runs from base 266 to 1429 and encodes 387 amino acids. NCBI's taxonomy places the organism in Eukaryota, Metazoa, Chordata, Actinopteri, Syngnathiformes, Syngnathidae. The record is from RefSeq and is a predicted model, not a curated record. Gene Ontology annotation, biological process: positive regulation of TORC1 signaling. The transcript is spliced from 8 exons.
AACCGAAAGAUAGCGCGAUUUUUUUGCCAUCAGUGAUUGGUGGUUGGAAUCAAAACUUGAGGCCACGCCUUGUCCACGUGUGACGUACGCGACGUUACACGGAAGUAACGACGUGAACGUCAUCAACUGAAGAUACCGGAGAUUCCCGUGAAAAAGGUCGAACUUUGUUAGACUACAGUGAUUAUUUUAUAAGGUGUCCCACAUUAAGUGCCAGUUGAGAGCGUGAAGUCCGUCAACAUGGACCUCUAAAAGUGUCAGGACUGCCAUGGAAGCGCCCGUCACAGCCUCCCCUCCUCCCUACUCCUCCACCCUGCCCGUGCCGCUGCCCCUACAUCCCGCUCUGGCCCCUUCGGUCCAGCUCGGCUUUACCAUCCUGUACACGGUGCUGUACGGCGGUCUCUUCCUGGUGGUGUACGCCCAACUCUGGCUUCUCUACUUCUACAGACACAAACGAUGGAGCUAUCAGAGCGUCUUUCUUUUCCUUUGCUUGCUCUGGGCUGCACUGCGCGCCACCUUGUUUUCGUUUUACUUUCGAAACGCGCUGGAGGCCAACCACCUCCCCGUGGCGGUCUACUGGCUGCUCUACUGCUUCCCUGUCUGCCUGCAGUUCUUCACUCUGAGCCUUAUCAACUUGUAUUUCACUCAGGUGCUACUAAAAGCCAGGGAGACUUACAGCUCAGAUGUAGAAAAACGACUGUGUAAAGCCCGCUGCAUGUAUGGGGCACUGAACGCCAUCUUCUUUUGCGUCAAUGUGAGCUGCGCCGCACUUGCAGGCCGUGGUGAAGGCACGGGGCCAGGCCAACGGACUUGGAAUCUGGUCCUGGUCCGGGUGCUUGUCAACGACUUGCUGUUCAUCCUGGAUGCAGUGUUGCUUGCUGUCCUGCUGCUGCUGCUGACGCGACACUCACGCUCCACAGGCCCUUACCUGACCAGCAAGGGGACCACAGUGUGCCGCACAGCAGCACUCGGCGCCACAAUCAUCUUGCUGUUUGCCAGCCGGGCUUGCUACAACCUGAGCGUACUGGUUCUGUCUCAGCACCACCAUGUCGAGUCUUUUGACUUUGACUGGUACAACGUCUCUGACCAGGCUGACCUGCAUCAAGAACUCGGCGACAGGGGCUACCUGGCCUUUGGCGUUAUCCUCUUCAUCUGGGAGCUGCUCCCAAGCAGUUUGCUCAUCCUCAUCUUCAGAGUUCGCCGGCCCUCUCAGGAGGUCAGCAACGUGGCUGUCAACAACAGGACCCUACCUCGGCCUUAUUUUUUUGAUGACCCCCAAGGCAACGAGGAGGAGGAAGCUCCUUCAUGGGCUUCAACCUACCAGCCUCACUCGAGCUGGUAUGGAUCGGAGACUGCUCCUCUCCUUUUUGCCAGCAACCCCCCAGAUCGAAGUCACCAGCAUCACACUUUCUACUCCACGCCCCAAAACUGACAAGCCAACAUGGGCAGGGAUUGCGGCGUUCUCGAUGGUAGUCAUCUCAAGGAAAAACCAACCGGUAGAACCUCCAUUUGUCUGGUCUGUGUAUAAUAAUUUUUUUUGCACUGUAAGCCUCAGGAAUUGUCACCAACAUUACAUAUGCACUUUUCUAGUGUUUUUAAUAACCAUAAAAAAACGAUUUUGUUGUCCCCUAAAGGGAACCAACUUGUCAGGGAAGAUGUAGAAUGCCAAACAUUGAGUCAGCACUCUCUGACAAGGUUCAACUUGGGUUUAGCUGCCUUGCGUCACUUUUGUAGAGGACAUCAACUACGGAAGUGGUUAAACACUGUAAAUAAGCGCUUACAUUUCCUGGAAAAGCGUCAUUAGCAUUCCUCUUUAGAAUGUAUAAGAGUGGGCUGGUCUGUCAUAACGGAAUGGAGACUCAUCCAUCACUGUUAGACAGAAACUGGGAGCAUUUCAUAACUGCACUCUUUGCUAUACCACAGGUUUGUAUUUUUUUUUAUAUUUUCCAUUUGAAAUUUUCCAGACUCUUCCUUUUUGAUUAUCCUGUAUUUUGAUGCAACUUUUACUGGUAAUUUAUUAAUUGUACUAACAGUUUUGCUGACAAUUGUAGAAAGUGAUUUCAAUACAGCUUUGACUGGAUCACAUUUGCUUUGUAAACAAUUAAAAUGUGCUUGUCCAGCCUGUUAA